AGGUGUGGUCUAGUUUUAUUUUCCCGGACUAUCCCGGGCUAUACACGUGACUAGAAGGGCGUGUCAUAUUGAACAAAAUGGCUGCCCCUUCAGAUUCUUCUCUCUCUAUGCUGGAGGCCAUAUUCCCUGAUACUGACAAGCAGUUGCUACUGGAAGUGCUCAGACAGUCCAAGAAUGAUGCUCAAGUAGCAGCUAACAAGUUAUUGAAAAUGAAUUCAAAGAAGAAACCCAAAGAGACUUCAACACCACAGGAACCUCCUCUUGCCCCUCCCCCUUCCUCCUCCUCCUCCUCCUCUCAGUCUCAAUGGCCUAACUUUACCAGUGGGAGACAAUCACAUGAAACUGGUCCAGGGUCUAGUGGGCGGGGUUUAAUUUCAGAGGCCCCUGUUGUUAAGAAGUUGAUAUUAAUACGUGGAUUACCAGGCAGUGGGAAAUCAACACUAGCUAGGUGAGGGGGUGGAUUAAUUAAUUAAUUAA
Molecule: messenger RNA, 477 nt
Organism: Amphimedon queenslandica
Lineage: Eukaryota; Metazoa; Porifera; Demospongiae; Haplosclerida; Niphatidae
Exons: 2
Coding region: 78-452 (124 amino acids)
Molecular function (GO): ubiquitin binding
Source: RefSeq, a predicted model, not a curated record